AUGUCCGAGAAUGUGUCUGCAUCGCAGGAAGUGGCUGUUUUGGUCAACACUUCGGAUGGUCCAUCAGAGGACGAAGACUACUCCGUAUUCUCGGAUGCUUUACGCCUUUAUCUCACAUACCUCCUAGGCUUUGUUAUCAUCCUUUCAACCCUUACGGCAACCAUCUACUUCCCGCUCAUUCCGAUGCUGAGUGCUCACUUCUCCGUUUCCAUCCAAGCAAUCAACCUCACAGUAACGCUCUAUGCAGUCUGCCAAGCGAUAUCCCCUCCUCUUUUCGCAUCUCUGGCUGACUGCUACGGCCGGCGUCCUGUACUGCUUCUACUGAUCGGAAUCUAUGCCUGUGCAAGUCUGGGACUUGCGCUGAAUCGCAGCUCCUAUGGAUUGCUCCUGGGGAUGAGAGCGGUCCAGAGCAUAGGCGGCUCCGCAACGCCGGCGAUCGCAUAUGGGAUCGUGGCUGAUGUGGCGGUGGUAUCGGAGCGAGGGAGAAUGCUGGGGCCCAUGCUCUCCUUCUGCAAUGGCAUCUCGGCCGUCGGACCAGUCAUUGGCGGAGCCGUGGCUCAGAGCACCGGAGCCUACGUGUGGGUGUUCCUGGCGUUGCUUGCCGUGGCAGUCGUCUGUUUUCUCCUAACCGGCUUCACACUCCCUGAGACGGCGAGAGCAAUCGUCGGCAAUGGGUCCAGACCAGCCCAUGGGCUUUCGAAGAUGUGGACAACUAGUGGAUGGGUCAAAACAAACAAGGCUACAUCCAAACAGGUUAAAGAGGCGCCAGUUCCCAUGCCGCCAAACACGUACACGCGCCCAAAGUGGACUCUAAAAGCAGCUGUCCAUUCCUUGAGGAUAAUCCUAUAUUCCGAUGCGGCUGCAAUCUUGUGGAUGAUCGCAUCGUCAUACUCGGUCUAUUACACCUUCCAAGUCGCAAUUCCGGUGAUAUAUGAGGAGAUCUACCACUACAAUGACUUUCAAAUAGGAUUGACCUUUUUGCCAGGCCUCUCCGGUAUGACAAUCGGCGGAAUCGUGGCGGGAAAGCUCGUGGACAGGAACUUUGCCAAGAUUGCACGGCGAGAGAACAUUGCUCCUGACCGGAAGAAGACAGAAGACUUGAAAGAAUUCCCAAUCGAAGAAGCGAGGUACAGACACAUCACGUACUUCAUUGUGCUCGAAGUUGCACUGGUGAUAGGGUACGGAUGGGUGAUUUUCCGUCGGCUCCAUCCGGCCAUACCUCUUGUGAUACAAUUCUUUGUCUGCGCGGCGUCCACCCUUCUAAGCCACACGGCGAGCGCGCUGCUUGUGGACGUCUUCCCAAAUAGCUCGAGCACGUCCUACGCUUCCGGCCAGGUCAUGAGGUGUGGUCUCAGCGCGGUGUCGGCAGCAGUAUUGGACCCACUCAUCAAUGCUAUCGGAAGAGGGUGGUAUUUUACCAUGUUUGGCCUGUUCGUUGGACUGAGUGGAAUUGUCUCAGUGACUAUAAGUAGGGGGAAAGGCAUGAAAUGGAGGCAGAAGCGUUGCCAUUAG
This is a messenger RNA of Diaporthe amygdali, 1512 nucleotides long. RefSeq lists its product as uncharacterized. Bases 1 to 1512 code for a protein of 503 amino acids. Gene Ontology annotation, molecular function: transmembrane transporter activity. The record is from RefSeq and is a predicted model, not a curated record. Gene Ontology annotation, biological process: transmembrane transport. The transcript has a single exon. Lineage: Eukaryota; Fungi; Ascomycota; Sordariomycetes; Diaporthales; Diaporthaceae.